AUUCGAGCGACGUCUGUUGCAAUCUAUGGACGCGGGUGGAAAAGCUGUGGAAAAUACUCUACUUACCCCAAACCUCGCGCCACCACGUUGCGUGCGAAAAAGGGGCGUGUGCGUGUCGGUGCCGCAGUUUGUGUGUAUGUGUGUGAGAUCGGAAAAUGUAAUUCCCCAAUAGAGCUCUGAGGGACUUCAUGCAACUUAAAGUACUUAAAGUCAAAGAAGUGCCUUUAUAAUUUAGCGUUUUCCUGUCAUUACUUCCUGCAAUAUUAGUUUAGACCUCAAACAGUUAAACAGACAAGGUACCUUUAAAGACUAACUUAAAGAAGUGCAAAUAGAGAAAAUCUAUUGAUAGCCAAGGAAUUACAUAAAAUAGUAUCCCUAAAGUUCCAAAGACUAGAAUUUGGAUUAAUAAACCGACGAAUUUAAAGAAAAGCAGCGAAAUAUCCGCUGCGUUGGAUAUGAAAUGCGCCAAAAAUGCUGCAGCCAAGUACGAAGUUUACCUUCACCCGAUGUGUGUGACAUGCAAGCAUACGAAAAAUCGAUACUGGAAUCCACAGCUGAAGCAUCAGCAGUUGCAGUGAGGUUCGCCCGGGCCUUCUAACCUAGCCUGGCCAUUGAAGCUACGCAAUAGUGCUGCCCAAAGAGAAGGUCGACUAAGCCCGGUAACCGCCGUAUCUCGAUUGAGUUUGACAUAACCGAAGGCCGCAAUGGUGGAUGCAAAGCCACAGCCACCCCCGGCGGGAGCGGUGCCGGGAACGCCUCCGGCUGGCUUCGCCGGCGAGCGAUCGAAAAUCAAAUUGUUCAUGGAACGGACACCCAGCAUCGGGGCACUCAAGUCCAAGUUCCUCACAGUGCUGGGCAACAGCAACGAGCUGCUCAACGGAAUAUCAAAUAAGUUGACACUGAGCAGUAGCAGCAGUGAUUCCGACUACUGUGACGACGACGAGGAUAUUCCCAAGUUUGACGAGAGCAUCGAUUACACGAAAAUCGACUUUGAGGGACGUCGGGUUAAGGCUCGAAGGGCUCAUGAAGAAAUUAUAUCCGGACGCUAUCGCCAGCCCAACUUAGCACCACGACCCCGUUUGGAGCCAUCUCGUGGUCGCAACCAUGCUGGCAGCAAGCAAGGCGGUCCACCCCGUUCCAGUUCUGGUUCCUCCAGCAGCUCUGGUGGUAGCAGCACAGAUGAAAGCAGCUCCUUGUCACUGCCGGAGCAUCUGGCGGCUCGAUCUCACGACUUAAGUAGCACCACUCGCUCCGACUCCCUUGAGUCGCGGCAUUCCGGCGGAUACGAGCGUGCUCGGGCUAUUGCCGGAGCCCGGCGCAGUGAAAUGGACAUGCAAAAGGACAUGCAGCGCAUUGGGGAGCUGGGCGAGGCCGCCCCACCCCAUAUCGAUGUCCAGCCACCCACGGAAGGCGGGGGUCAGUUUGGAUCGACGACCGGGCGCCAGCAGUGGGGUGGCGGAGGAGCUGGUGGUAGCAACUCGAUGCGAGUGCCGCCGCGCAGCCGCACUUCCAACAGCAGCACUCUGACAAGCCUGAGGGACGAGCCGGACCAGAUGCUGGCCAGUCCCAGCAUGGAGUCCACUGACUGGAGGCACUUCAUCCGCUCCGAGUCACAGAACUCGGUGCCGUCGUGGGCCUCCUCCAUUAGUCUGGACUGUCGGGCGGGGGAGGAGCCCGUCAAGGAGUUCAUGAAGCAUUUCACAGCCCUGCUCUUCGGCGGACCUACCAACGUCAUCAACCUGGAACUUAAGUCGGAGUUCGGGGUGCUGCUGCGUCUGGAAAUCGGCCGGCUGUGGUUCACCCGGUUCCUCACGGAACAGCGACACAAAUCUAAGAGACUCGACUCCGCCACUUUCGGCGGCCUGGCCCAGUACUUUGCCCUGGCACUGUUCGAGUGCGGGGAAUGCGAGGACUACGGCCCAGCGGGGGUGUUGAUGAACCUUUGCUUCCUCUUCUACCACGAGGUCGAGGUCCCUGGCUGCGAUCCUUACCGAGAGUACCUAUUCAUCUCGCUGCGCCAGCAACCCAUCUGGCAGCAGUCCCGCUUUUGGAACGCCAUCUUCCUAGAGAAUCUGCAGGCUGAGCGGGAGCACCGCAUAAGCGGUCAGCUAAGGCGCCAGCAGCGACGACAACAGAGGCAGCAGCAAAAGCAGGCCGCUGGAACAGGAGCUGGGGGAGGAGGAGGAGUCACGGAUAAAUCGCUAAGGAAACAGGAAGGCGACUCGUCGUCUAGCUCCUCGCACCAAGCGGUGCAAUCGGCGGCUCCGGCGGCCACUGGCUCCACUUCCGCUAAUCGGAGACAGAGCAGGACUAGCUUAGGGCAGCCCCAGACUGGCAAGGAGUUGGAGGACAUCGCAUUUCGACAGUUAGGGGCCUUAACAUGCAAUAUGCAUUCUCUGGGCACUUCCCAAGAUAUAUGCCUCGACUUUCUUAAAAAACACAUCGUGGCACUUAACCUGUCCAAAGAUAAAGCCAAACUUAUUAGAGACAAUAUAUAUCGCAUGUACCACGAGACACAACUUUGGGGUGCCCGACACGUCUGAGGAUGAACAGAGCAGUACCUAACGAAAACGAGUUUCAAUCUUCGUCUCAACUAAAGCUAAACUUUCGUCUUAAGUCAGCAGACAACUCCAAACUAAUCCUAACUAAACGAAGUAGAUCAAAGAAUUUUUAUCUGAAA
Messenger RNA from Drosophila ananassae, 2680 nucleotides. RefSeq lists its product as uncharacterized. The transcript is spliced from 7 exons. The record is from RefSeq and is a predicted model, not a curated record. NCBI's taxonomy places the organism in Eukaryota, Metazoa, Arthropoda, Insecta, Diptera, Drosophilidae. The coding region runs from base 705 to 2543 and encodes 612 amino acids.